ACACCGUACAUAUCAUACUCAACUUGUCUCUUCCAGUUUUUUAUAUUUUAUACACUAGGUGGAGCAGAGUUUAUUCUGUUGGCAGUCAUGGCUUUUGACAGAUAUGUGUCAAUAUGUAAGCCUCUGAGAUAUCACACUAUUAUGACAAAAAAUGCAGUGAAUAUUUUUCUAAUUUUUGUCUGGUUUUUUCCUGCAUGUCAUAUUACAGUAACAACAGUUCUAAUUGCUAAAGCUAAGAUAUGUAACUUAUCUUUGAAUGGAAUAAUUUGUAACAAUGCAGUUUUCACACUUCAGUGUGUCAGAUCAAAACCACUGACUGUAUUUGGGCUUAUUUCUUUAAUAGACCUUGUAAUAUUUCCAAUGCUCUUCAUAGUUUUUACAUAUGCAAUUAUAUUUAUGAAAGCUUGUCAAAAUUUUAAAACAUUCAGUAGAAAAGCUGCUGAAACCUGUAUACCUCAUUUGCUAGUUUUAUUCAGCAGCUCUUAUUUAGUUGCAUACGAUGUAAUUAUAGCUCGUGUUGAAUCAGAGUUUCCUAAAACUGUUCGCUUUUUAAUGACAUUACAAUUAUUUUUGUAUCAACCUUUGAUUAAUCCAUUUAUAUAUGGACUAAAAAUGAAAGGAAUUUCUAAAGGUCUAAGACUUUUGUUAUAA
This is a messenger RNA of Austrofundulus limnaeus, 651 nucleotides long. Its product is annotated as olfactory receptor 11G2-like. The annotation marks the transcript as partial. Gene Ontology annotation, cellular component: membrane. The transcript is spliced from 2 exons. Lineage: Eukaryota; Metazoa; Chordata; Actinopteri; Cyprinodontiformes; Rivulidae. The record is from RefSeq and is a predicted model, not a curated record. Gene Ontology annotation, molecular function: G protein-coupled receptor activity; odorant binding; olfactory receptor activity. Gene Ontology annotation, biological process: G protein-coupled receptor signaling pathway; detection of chemical stimulus involved in sensory perception of smell.